ACGUUCAUUUUCUCUGUGUCAAUAUCGGGAUUUAUAGUUUACACAGGUACCAGUUGCCGUUGCUGCUCAUCGUAUGCUUAGGAAUACGUUCUUUAGACUCGGCCGACCUAAAGGUCCGUUAGGCCGGCGACCUGGCAAGGAGUACCGCCUUACGGUUCCUUACCGUAGUGAGGUUACAAUGAUUCGUCUCUGCAAUAAACCACGCUUCAACUCUAACAUACGUGAACUCUUCAAACGGCCGCUCAUGCAGAACAAUCUCAAGGCAAUUCCGCGUGACCUUGGCGAUCUGCCGCGAAACUAUGUGCUUAAACUACUGUACUUUCACCAGCCCAUACGCCUUAUAGAUUUCUGGGAGGUAUGCAAGCAGCAGGAUGAUGUCCCUCUUGACUCUGCUAAGCACCUGCGCUUGGUUUUGAAAAUUGCCAAGCUUCAGAAAUGGGUUUACGCAGAGAAAAACCAAACAAAUAACCUGUAUUAUUACUAUAUUCAUCAGAGCCGCAUGCACGAGGUGAAGGAUAUGAUUCACGCUGAUGAGAUCAUACGCAAGCGUAAGGAGGCGGAGGAAGCGGAAGCCGCGGUGCGGCGGGCUCAAGAGGACCUCAACGAGGCAGCAAAGCGUAUGGAUGACAACAUCGUUACGAUGCAAAACCUUUUGGUACAGGGCAUCGCAGCUAUCCGGGAGUUCGACCCAGGUUAUGUUGAGGGUAAGCCGUAUGUCAUGGAGAACGAGGCCGUAAACUGUGCUUGGCAUUGGGAGGGUCUAACCAAGCGUAUCUCAGCAGACCAGGAUUCGAAACCAGUGUAAACGAGGUAGGUUUGUGAACCAGAGACUAAAAAGUGGUCAUUAGAGUCGUAAAGGAUGACUGGGGCAAAUCAUAGGAACUUCCCUUUGUAAAGAAACGUUUGUAGGUAGUUGUUUCCACCUUUUUGUAUUGCAGACGCUCCUUUGUCAUGUUUAUCUGGAUGGAUUUGCGGACAAACGUUAGACUUGAUGGGCAUAAUACACCAGGUAUUGCCCUGAUAUUUAUUCUCUCUGUUAUUAGUGCAUCAAUUGAGCGAUUCGUUUACACAAAAUUUUACUUGAAUUCUCAUACGCAUAUGCAUACAGAGGAAUAAAAAA
Molecule: messenger RNA, 1120 nt
Organism: Phytomonas sp. EM1
Lineage: Eukaryota; Euglenozoa; Kinetoplastea; Trypanosomatida; Trypanosomatidae
Source: the annotation of a GenBank genome assembly